AUGAGUGUAUUUGUAAUUUCCAUGGAAACAUUAAAUGUAACUUAUAGAUUUUUAUAUGGAUUCUGUAUUGUGGAUGAAAUAACAGUUGAAGAAAAUUAUAUCAUUAUGAGUAUUCCUGAUACGGAUAUGGAGAUUGAUAAAGAAAAUGAUUUAUAUAUAGAGGACGAAGAAGGUGGAAUAAGAAUAGAUGAUGAUAUAUAUAUACCACCGCCUCUUAAAGAAAAUAAUAAAAUUGAUAUCAAUGGUCCUAGAUUAAUGAUUACUAAGAUUGUUAAUCAAAAUUUUAAAAGUUAUGGAGGUACACAAGUUAUUGGUCCAUUUCAUCAGUGUUUUUCAGCUAUUGUUGGUCCAAAUGGUAGUGGUAAAAGUAAUGUUAUAGAUUCAAUGUUAUUUGUAUUUGGCUAUAGAGCUUCUAAGAUUCGAUCUAAGAAGAUAUCAGUUUUAAUACAUAAUUCAAGUGAACAUCAAAAUAUUAAUAGCUGUACAGUAUCUGUAUAUUUCCAACAAAUAAUUGAUAAAUUAGAGAUGGAGUAUGAUAUUGUGCCAAAUAGUGAAAUAGUCAUAUCUCGAACUGCAUUUAAAGAUAAUUCAUCAUAUUAUGAACUAAAUAAGAAAAAAGUGCAAUUUAAAGAGAUUGCAAAAAUUUUGAGAUUUUACGGUGUAGAUUUAGAUCAUAAUCGUUUUUUAAUUUUACAGGGAGAAGUGGAACAAAUAGCAAUGAUGAAACCUAAAGCUCAACAUGAAAAUGAUACUGGUAUGCUUGAAUUUUUGGAAGAUAUAAUUGGAACAGUUCGUUACAAAGAACCAUUAGAAAAAUUAUCAAAUAAGAUAGAACUUUUAUCGGAAUAUAGAAUAGAAAAGUUAAAUCGUCUUAAAAUUGUUGAAAAAGAAAGAGCAGCUUUAGAGGAACCUAUGCAAGAAGCUAUUCGAUACUUGCAAUUAGAAAAUACAAUUACAAAAUUACAACAUCAACUUUAUUCUUAUCAAAGAUUUGAAACAACAAAAGAAGUUUCACAACAGGAAAAUAAAAUUACCGAAUUGGAUAAAGAUUUGUCAGAACUUAAAAACAAAAUGAAAGAAAUUCAUAAUGAUAAAGAAGAAAAAAACAAAGUGAUCGCAGAGAAAAAUAAAAUAUGGGAUAACUUACAAAAAGAAAAGGAUGAAAUUACAACAAAAUUUGAUAAAAUACGAAAACACGAUGAGUCACUUCAUGCAGAAUUAGUAGAAACAAAUAAAAGACGAAAAGCUAAUAUUGCAUCUUUAAAAACAGAAAAAUCUAAAUUGGAAGAAUUAUAUAAAGUACCAGAAAAAAAUACAAAAGACAUUCAAGAAUAUGAAAAACUUGUUGAUGAUCGUAUAAAAAAUAAAGAAAAAGAAGAAAUAAUAUUAGAAAAAUUGAUGGUUGAAUUAAGUAAAAAGACUAAACCAUUGUUGGAUCAACGUUCCGUACUUGAAAAUGAAUUGAUAAUUUUAAGAAAGGAUGUUGAUGAAGCCCGAGCAGCGUUUGAUAUUGCUCAAUCCGAAUUGGAACUAUAUAUUUCUAUAGAAUCAACUGAAAAAGAAAAAUUAGAAAAAUUAAAACAUUCUUUAAAAUUAACAACAGAUAAUUUAAUGACGCGAAACGAAGAGUUGCAAAGUUUGAAAAAUAAAAUUUCUCAUAAUGAACAAGAAUUAACAGCGGCGGAAAAAGAAUUGAGAAUAGUGAAAACAAAGGAGAUUGAAAUAACUUCGGAAUUAAAAAAAAUGAAAAUUUCAUUCGAGGAACAAAAAAUCGCUAUGCAAGCAAAUAAAUCAAAAAACAAAAUAAUAGAUAGUUUAAUGAAGGAGAAAAGCGAAGGUAGAAUUCCUGGUAUUUUUGGAAGAUUGGGUGAUCUUGGUGCUAUAGAUGUCAAAUAUGAUAUUGCAGUUUCAACAGCAUGUGGUCCUCUAGAUAACAUUGUAGUAGAUACCGUAACAACUGCACAAAUAUGUAUAACAUUUCUUCGACAAAAUGAUAUUGGGCGUGCAACGUUUAUACCUCUAGAAAAACAACAACGUUUUUUAUCGAGGUGUAAACAAAAGAUACAAACUCCUGAAAAUGUUCCAAGACUUUUUGAUCUUAUACGCGUAGAAGACGAAAGAGUAUUACCGGCAUUUUAUUAUGGAUUACAAGAUACAUUAGUAGCAGAUAAUUUAGAUCAAGCAACACGAAUCGCAUAUGGUCAUAAACGUUUCAGAGUAGUUACAUUAAAAGGUGAAUUAAUCGAAUUAUCGGGCACAAUGAGUGGAGGUGGGAGAACAGUGUUAAGAGGGAGAAUAGGACAACAAAUUUUGAAAAAUGAACUUUCUUCGAUAGAUAUAGAAAUAUUACAAUCAAAUUUGAAUAAAACUUACGAAGAGUGCAAUCAGUUUAAAAUUAGAUCUCAGUCUCUGGAAAAUCAGAUUCAUAAUUUAAACGUAGAUUUAAGGAAUAUGAAAAUUAAUAAGGAAAAAUUAAAUAUUGAAUUGAGAACAUUGGAGGAACAAAAACCUUCAUUGUUGGGGCAAAUUAAAGUUCAAGAAAAAAAAACUGUAAAUUCAGUAUCGAACCCGCAAAAAGUUGAACAAUUAAAAAAUGCGAUGAACACUGCUAAAAAUACUCUGGAAAAAGUGCAAGAAAAUUCAAAAAAUAUCGAAGAUCAAGUAAUUCGGAUUAAUAAAGAAAUAGAAACAUUAUCAGGAAACUCUGUUAAAAGUCAGCAAAAAAAAGUGGCUGAACUAUGUAAAUUAAUUGAUGCGACUAAAGCUGAAAUAUGUAAAUUCCAAGUUGCUAUUAAAACAGCUGAGAGAAAUGUUAAAAAAAUCGAACAACGAAUAGUUUGUUUAGAAAAUGAUAUACAUACUAGUGAAGAAAAGCUUCGUAAUUUUCAAAAGGAAAAACAAGAUUUAGAAGUACAGGGAAAGGAAUAUUUAAAAAAACUUGAUGAACUUACGGAAGCUCUUUCGGAAAGAGAUGAAGCUGUGUCAUCUUUCAAAGAAGAAUUAAAUGAUUUACAGGCUAGAGAGAAUAAAAUAAAGACAAUUAAAAUAGAUCUUGAUCAGAAAUUAGACGAAUAUAAAAAUUUAAUUAAAAAAUUGAAACAAAAAUGUCUAGAUUAUACAAAAAGAAUAAAUGAUUUAAAACUUCAAGUAAUACCCGGUGAAAGUAUCGAAGAAUUGAAAGAAUUAAGAGAAGAGGAACUUAGUGAAUUGGAUGAAAAUGUUCUUAUAGGUAAUUUGCAGAAAAUUAAGAAAAGAUUACCUACCGAAGUUCCGAAUAUGCAACUUAUCGCAGAAUAUAAAGAAAAAGAUGCAUUAUAUUUACAACGUGUUACCGACGUAGAAAAGAUAACGAUUGAACGCAAUAGAAUAAGAGAUAUUUAUGAAACGACAAGACGUCGUAAAAUACAAGAAUUUCUUGCAGGUUUUACUAUUAUUACUGACAAAUUGAAAGAGAUGUAUCAAAUGAUUACGUUAGGAGGUGAUGCUGAAUUAGAAUUGGUCGACUCCUUAGAUCCUUUUAGCGAAGGAAUUGCUUUUAGCGUAAGACCUCCCAAAAAAUCUUGGAAAAAUAUUUGUAAUCUUAGCGGUGGUGAAAAGACAUUGAGUUCUUUAGCUCUUGUAUUUGCAUUACAUCAUUAUAAACCGACUCCUUUAUACUUUAUGGAUGAGAUAGAUGCUGCCUUAGAUUUUAAAAAUGUUUCAAUUGUUGGAAAUUAUAUCAAGGAAAGAACAAAAAAUGCACAAUUUAUAAUUAUAUCUUUAAGAUCUAAUAUGUUUGAACUUGCGGACUAUCUGGUUGGAAUAUAUAAAACAUAUAAUUGUACAAAAAGUGUUACAGUUGAUUUGAAAAAAUAUUAUGAAAAAAAUGGAAUUGCUCCUCCGACACAAAAUACUUUGAAAAGUGGAUAUUGGACACAAGUACAAAAAUUUAAUAAUAUGCAAACAAGUCAACAAAAAGAAAAUUGUAAAACACAAAAACAAAAUGAAAAUAUAACAUUGCCUGAAUUAGGUUUAUGUCCAACACCGGAGAAAAUACCUGAUAAAGAUGAAUGUUCAAAUAGUAAUACAACUAAUACAACUAAUACAACUAAUUGCAAUAGAUCUUUAAAAAAGAAGCUUAAAAUAUAAAAUACGAGAUGUAAGAUAAUGUAUUUCUGUUAAAAUUUUACAUAUGUAAAGAUAUAUUUCUAUAUAGAUAUAUAAAAUAUAAUGUAGAUUGGAAUAAAAUAAAAUUUUAUGUAAGUUUUAA
Messenger RNA from Apis dorsata (giant honeybee), 4249 nucleotides. RefSeq names its product structural maintenance of chromosomes protein 4 (gene glu). Bases 1 to 4128 code for a protein of 1375 amino acids. The record is from RefSeq and is a predicted model, not a curated record. The transcript has 9 exons. Lineage: Eukaryota; Metazoa; Arthropoda; Insecta; Hymenoptera; Apidae. Gene Ontology annotation, molecular function: protein binding; ATP binding; ATP hydrolysis activity. Gene Ontology annotation, biological process: mitotic chromosome condensation. Gene Ontology annotation, cellular component: chromosome.